This is a messenger RNA of Bactrocera dorsalis (oriental fruit fly), 1124 nucleotides long. RefSeq lists its product as uncharacterized. The coding region runs from base 627 to 1124 and encodes 165 amino acids. The transcript has 2 exons. Lineage: Eukaryota; Metazoa; Arthropoda; Insecta; Diptera; Tephritidae. The record is from RefSeq and is a predicted model, not a curated record.
GUUCCCAUGCCGCAAGGAGAACACGAAAUAGCAGAGUACGUCAAAGGGAAAGUGUUAUUGAGAGGGAAGGCGAUUAAUCGACGACAACAGCGUCAACAUCUUUCUUUUGUGAACAUUGAACGGACAGGUUUUCGAUAUGAUCCAAACAUUCAAUAUAGCGCAUCUGUUCAAAUCGGUCAGAUGUCAGUAGUUUGUCAAUAUUGCAAUGCAGUCAAAUUUAAAAAUGAACCGCCAUGGUUAUUUUGCGCCGGGGGAAAGGUUAGGUUGCCAGAAUUGCUUCCACCACCACAGCCAUUGUUCCAGCUGCUUUACGGUGAAUCUCCUCACUCGAGCCAUUUCUUAAAGCACACUAAAAUGUACAACAAUUGUUUUCAAAUGACGUCGUUUGGCGAUGAAAUUGUAAAUGAACAAAAGUACAAUCCAACGUUUAGGGUAUUUUUGCCAAACAAUAUUCGACAGAAACUACAGAGCGUUCCUCCAAUUAUACAGGUUCAUGAGCAAAUUUUUCAUCUCGCUGGAUCGCUGUUGCCGCAUCCAGAUCAAGAACUCAAAUAUCUCCAAAUUUACUUUCUGGGAGAUUCACAUGAUGAAGUAAAUCGGCGUUGUGCUAUCUUCAAUACAACGAAAUGUUACACGAACACAAUGGCCUCAUUAAACUGUUUACGAUUUCGUUGGAACGUAUGCCAACAGAUGAUCAUAGUAUAAUCACACAAGCGGACAAAAGACCAACAGGGACACAUGAAAGACAAUAUAAUGCACCUACAGUUAGCGAAAUAUCAGUUGUUGUUGUUGGAGAAAAUUUGCAGUCGCGUGAUAUUGUUAUCAAACGUAGAAAUCAAAACGCACUAAAACGGAUAAGUGAGACACAUCGGUCUUACGACGCAAUGCAAUAUCCGCUCAUGUUCUGCCGUGGAGAAGACGGAUAUCACUUAGGAUAUAAGAUGAUAAAUCCGGUGAAUGGUGUCGAGACAAAUAAAAAAGUCAGUUCAAUGAAGUUUUACGCAUAUCGAAUGAUGAUUCGCCAAAACUAUGACAACCACUUACUGAGAUAUGGACGGUUAUUUCAACAGUAUGCAGUUGACAUGUACGUUAAAGUUGAGACAGAACGACUUAUUUAUAUGUGA